Messenger RNA from Penicillium roqueforti, 3441 nucleotides. RefSeq lists its product as uncharacterized. Bases 1 to 3441 code for a protein of 1146 amino acids. The record is from RefSeq and is a predicted model, not a curated record. The transcript is spliced from 2 exons. Lineage: Eukaryota; Fungi; Ascomycota; Eurotiomycetes; Eurotiales; Aspergillaceae.
AUGCCAGUGCAGAUUGCGGAUACCACCCAUGGCCCGUCUGGAGCAGUUCCAGAGGCCCCCUCGACACAUAUGGCAUCCGAUAGUGAAGAUACCCGAGGCAAAUCACACCACUUGGGUCUCAAAGAAGAAUAUACCACAAGCGAGUGCCUCGGGGACACCGAGUCUGCCUCCCCGUCGGAAUCUUUGGGCACUAUGAUUGACUUGGAAUCACCCCGGGAUUCCCAAGACGAUUCUGAAAUUUCUCCAUUGUCGGACCAUCUCCCUCCAUUGCGUUCAGUUUCCCGCUUGGUCCGCUUUUUUCCAGAGCUGUCCUCACACUUCUCCGUUGUCUCCCCGGCCAGCGCUGAUUUCAAUAUGGACCGCUCGACGGGGCCCUCUUUUUUCGAACGGGAACUAGAAGAACGAGUGCAUACUUUAUAUCGCUCUGAAGGCUUCGCUUGCGAUGCAUAUGGAUCUGCCGAUCGACUGGAUAUCACCCUCUCGUCUUCUGGGACUGAUGAGACUUUGGAUUGUGCUUCGUCGUGCUAUAGCCAUCGCAGUUCGGUGACCAGUGUCGGCAGCACAUUCUGGGGAGAUGAUGGACGAUACCCGUAUAAAACCGCCGAUGCAUACUCGAUCUAUUCCCCCGUCGCCGCCGGGGUCUUCGACGAUACCCACUCCAUAUGUUCCUCGCGGCCUUCCUCGCCCUGCCACCUGCACGUGUCAAAACUCGGCUUCCCAAUCCUCAGCACUAAAAAUGCAUCAAUGAACAACCACAGGAACAAGCCCUUGCCACUAGAACCAUUCUUCGGUCCCAGUUCAGUCUCAAGUCGGCCCGACUCCCCCCUUUCGGUAGUCUCACCACGCAAGUCACAGUGGUCAAGGCAAUUCUCCAUGAGAGACUCGCUGUUCUCGUUGCGACAAUCUACGGUGAGCCAUGACGACUGGAAGCAUUCCAUGUUACACCAGUUGAAUACCCACCGGCAAUCCGGCCAUCCAUGCCAUAUAUGCGGACGCAGUCAGGCUCAGCCGCAGCAUCAUAGUCAACGGUCAGAUCUCACUAGUCAUCGCACUCGUCAUGUCCCAACAUUGUCGCAGGCCGCCGAGGAACUCGAAGAUACCCUUGCGGGCCUGAAUGACCAGGAUUCAUCUCGCAAGACGCUGAUCCUUGACGGGCCGCUGCAGAUCAGCCGGCAUAAUGGGGACUUGAUUGCUAGCCGGCCCGCGCCCCUCCCCCCCUCCACGAAGCCUCACUCACAGACACCGCAAGGGAAGGCGGCGAAGAACAGUCGGGUGAAUACGAUCAUAUCGAGGGGUUCGAGUCUAAGCAAAGAAAAAAGCCACAAACUUAGUAGGAGGGAGGGGAAGGACAAGGCCCGUCGAUCGGGCAGGGAGGAAAAGGAGAUUAACGAAAAGCCCGACACAAAGGAAAUCAAAAAAGCAAAAUCCAAGAAAUCCUUCCUGGCCUUUCGCAAGCAAAUGCAAACGCCCCGCGAUGCAGUUAGCGUCAGCUCACGGUCGGAGGACUCUCUCAUGACAUUGGAAUCGCGUUCUGUUGAUCCCCUCGAUCUGCCCCCCACGCGCGACAGCCUGCUACUUCAAUUGCCUCGUUUGCAAACGAAUCCCGGGAAUCCCUUCGAUCAAGUCGAACAAGCGCUGUUGUCCCCUCUCGCCAUGGAGGUGAAACUAGAGAAGCCCAUAGCCUCCAAAAUUCGUCAGAGUUGGGCCCUGGUCUCGACUGCGCAGGCAAGCAGCGUCCAACUCGCCGAACAGAUCUAUGAACUCCCCGCGACUCCCCCGUCUCCUUCAUCCGCGCUCCCUCCCAACGUCAAUCGCAAUGUCCCAGCCAAUAUCCCCCUCCCUGAGGAUAUGCCGGUGGAUUUGAUUCUGUCAAUUAUGCAGAACAUCGACUCUCUAGAUGACCUUUUCAACUUCGCCCUCGCGAACAAAAAGAUCUACACCGCGUUCAAAGGCCGCGAGCUGCCCAUGCUAAAAAACGCCCUGUUCAAAAUGUCCCCGCCCGCUUGGGAAAUGCGUGAGAUGAGUCCGCCGUGGGAAAUGGAGUGGCAGCUCCUUCUAAAUCCCGACUCCCAGGUUCCGGAAUACACGCCCACGCUCUAUCUGCAGAGGUACGCGCAGGAUAUAUACACCCUUGCCAAGCUGAAGGCGUUGGUCCUUGCGCGAUGCUCGCCGUUCCUGCGUCGCGAUACCAUUCGCGGUCUGGCGGGUGUGGAUAACACCCGCGCUGAAGAAGUCGACGAUGCGUUCUGGCGGCUCUGGACCUUCUGUCGGAUUUUCGGCAGUGGGAAGGGGCGGGAGAAUGAUAUCGCUGGCCAAAUGGACUGGUUGAAGGGUGGUGUCCAGGCGAAGAAUCACUUCACCUCGGCUUCGACGAUGACACAGCCUUUCGCUAUGAAUAAUGUUUUGUUUGAACCGCCUGAGGGAUUCGGUCGUGGGAAUCUUUCCGGUCUAUCGCAGAAACAGAUGUACGAUCUGACGGAGAUCUGGACGUGCAUGGGUGUUCUGUUGCAGCCGCUGCAUGGAAAAUGCAUUGAAGCUCGCAAGGUCGGCAUUUUCGAUGGCAUGAACGUCCCAGAUGGUGAUCUGGCUCGCGAGGAGACCGUUCUCGAGGAAUGGACUUCCUACAUUCUCACUCUCGGUCUAGGCGCCGUCUUAACACUCAGCUCGGUCUGCCCAGCCGACACCACCGCGGCCACAUUCACAAAGGCGAAGUCAAUCGGUCUCGCGAAGUGGGAACCAACCGAAACCGAAGCAAGUCGCUCCUCAUUCCUGAAAGAAGCAGUCUCGCGCGCCUACGAGCUCCAAGAACGCGCCCUCGACAGCCCGACCGAACUCAGCCCGCAAAGAACAAGCCCUAUCGAAAAUGACCGCGAGAUCCGCGAGCGUCAAGCCGGAUUCGCCCACGAGCUCCGUCGCCGCCGUAAGCAUGGUUUCGAUCCCGAUACCACAGGCCGCUUUUCCUUCUCUGCUGAACGCCCCAUGUCGGAGUUCAGCACUAUUGUCCAUAAUCUCAACGGGUCGAUCCGAGAUCACCGGCCUAUUCCGUCUGUGCCUGCGCUCGUUCUUGACAGGUCCUCGACCUCGACUGCUGGGACUGCUCCUCGUACCCUGACUCAUUCGUCCGAUCAUACUACUGGCUUUGCUGCGUUUUAUACUCCUCCGCCGGCUAUGAUGCCUCUGCCUCUGCGGCCGCAGGUUCUGGACCCUGUUGACCGCGCCAUCGAUAUGAUGGUCAAUGAGCUUGGCUUUAAUACGCAAGAUGCUAAGUGGGCUCUUAAGAUUACCGACACUGGUGAAGGGAUUGAUGCUUCUGCUGCUGUGCGGUUGCUUCGGCGUCAACGGGAAAAUAAUCAGCGCAAUCCCCUUGGUCAAGGCAAUACCCCGCUGUCGGAUGUUAUCAAGCGUCAAAAGCCACAAGAGUCGGGCUGGCGCUGGGCUUGA